Molecule: messenger RNA, 330 nt
Organism: Diaporthe citri
Lineage: Eukaryota; Fungi; Ascomycota; Sordariomycetes; Diaporthales; Diaporthaceae
Exons: 2
Coding region: 1-330 (109 amino acids)
Source: RefSeq, a predicted model, not a curated record
AUGCGGUCCCACGGAGCAAUGAAGGACGAGGAGGCGAUUGAUGCCGCGAAGGAGGCGACGCGCGGGGCCGUCUACGGCGCCGUCAAGUGGGGUGCUUUGGCGGGCAUCCUCGGUGGGAUCGGGUACCUCACAUCGCCCUUGUACCGGAGCCUGACGAUUCAGUUCAAAGUGUACAUUCAAAUGUCGGGCAUGGCGUUUGGGUCCAUGGUCGAGGCCGACAGCAGGAUACGGCAGUAUGAGGCCCAUGUGAGGAUGCAGCGGCGGAUAGCGAGGGACAAAGCCAUGUGGCAGAGGUUUGAGGAGGAGUACGGAAAGGACGACGAUGAGUGA